Messenger RNA from Dryobates pubescens (Downy woodpecker), 3377 nucleotides. RefSeq names its product DENN domain containing 6A (gene DENND6A). The transcript has 20 exons. Gene Ontology annotation, molecular function: guanyl-nucleotide exchange factor activity. The record is from RefSeq and is a predicted model, not a curated record. The coding region runs from base 53 to 1828 and encodes 591 amino acids. Lineage: Eukaryota; Metazoa; Chordata; Aves; Piciformes; Picidae. Gene Ontology annotation, cellular component: recycling endosome.
GGCUGGGCCAGGGCCGGGGCCGGGGCCGGCUCGGCGGCGGGCCGGUAACGCCAUGUCCCUGCGGGAGCCGAGUCCGUGCGGCGCCGUUGAGGCCGGAGAGGAUGCGGCGGCGGCGCUGGCGGAGCCGGAUGGUCCGGACACGUGCUUAUCGCUGCUGCCCUGGGACCGCUUUUCGGCUUGGCUGCACUGUGUGUGUGUGGUGGGCUUUGACUUGGAGCUGGGCCAGGCGGUGGAGGUAAUAUAUCCUCCACAUUCAAAACUCACAGAUAAAGAGAAAACCAAUAUUUGCUAUUUGUCUUUUCCAGAUUCUAAUUCAGGUUGUCUUGGGGACACACAGUUUUGUUUUAGGUUUCGACGAUCUCCUGGAAGGAAAGUCUCAUUGUGUUGUUUUCUGGACCAAUUGGACAGAGAUCUACCAGUUUACUUAAAGAAAGAUCCAGCAUAUUACUAUGGUUAUGUGUAUUUCAGACAGGUCCGAGACAAAUCGUUAAAGAGAGGCUAUUUCCAGAAGUCACUGGUCCUCAUCAGCAAGCUACCUUAUGUCCAUCUCUUUCACACGAUGCUCAAGCACAUAGCACCAGAAUACUUUGAGAAAAGUGAAGCUUUCCUGGAAGCAGGUAUUUGUAGUGAUGUUGAUCGUUGGCCACCACCAAUUCCAGGGAAGAUACUGCACUUGCCUAUCAUGGGCAUUAUCAUGAAGCUGCAGAUUCCAACAUAUCGUGACAAGCCUGGAACAACGCCAGUAGCACAGGAUAUGCACCAGGCAGAUGCUCAGAUCUCCAUGCCUCUACUGACUGUUCAUGAAGUAAAUCUUUUCAGGUGUUUCUGUCCAGUGUUCUUUCACGUCCAGAUGCUUUGGGAACUAGUACUGCUAGGGGAACCACUUGUUGUGAUGGCACCAUCACCAUCAGAGUCUUCAGAAACUGUGUUGGCACUUGUUAGUUGCAUUUCACCAUUGAAGUACUGCAGUGAUUUCAGGCCAUACUUCACCAUACAUGACAGUGAGUUCAAAGAAUAUACAACUCGCACACAAGCCCCGCCAUCUGUCAUUCUAGGGGUGACAAAUCCUUUUUUUGCUAAAACACUUCAGCACUGGCCUCACAUUAUCCGCAUCGGAGAUAUUAAACUUCCAGGUGAAGUUCCAAAGCAGGUGAAAGUGAAAAAACUGAAGAACCUAAAAACUUUGGACUCCAAACCAGGUGUUUAUACCUCUUACAAGCCAUACUUGAACAAGGAUGAAGAAAUUGUUAAACAGUUACAAAAGGGUGUCCAGAAGAAGCGUCCUAUGGAAGCACAGAGCGUGAUCCUGCGGCGGUACUUUUUGGAGUUGACAGAAAGUUUCAUUAUUCCAUUAGAGCGUUAUGUGGCAAGCCUGAUGCCUUUGCAGAAAUGCAUAUCACCGUGGAAGAGCCCACCACAGCUCAGGCAGUUUAGCCAAGAUGACUUCAUGAAGACACUGGAAAAAGCAGGACCACAGCUCACAUCAGGUUUAAAAGGAGACUGGAUAGGACUUUACAAGCAUUUUUUGAAAUCUCCAAACUUCGAUGGUUGGUUUAGAAGCCGGCAGAAAGAAAUGACACAGAAGUUGGAGGCCCUUCACUUAGAAGCGCUCUGUAAUGAGAACUUGGUUUUCUGGAGUCAGAAGCAUACUGAAGUGGAAACAGUGGAUCUUGUCUUAAAGUUGAAGAACAAACUGUCGCAGGCUGACAGAGAACAUCUUCCUGUGAAAACCGACACACUGAAAAAGCUGGAGGCACACAUCAAUGAUAUUAUAAGAGCACUUCCAGAUGACUUACAGGACAUUUUGCUCAAAACUGGCACAACGUGAUUCCUGCUGGGCUUUUUGCUUGCACAGGACACAAGGCAAAUACAGUUUCACAGAAGACAGUGACUUGAGUUCAGAACACAGCUGUAAAUAUCAUUAUAACAACACUACAAAUGGACUGUACUAAUUGUAUAGCCACUAUAGCAUUCUCAUGUUUUUUUCCACUUAAAUACCAAUGCAACUAAAGGAAUUUCUAUAUCUAAUAAUGUCUGAACUAAGUGCUCUUAAAGAAAACUCUGUGGGCAUAUGAAACUAUACCACAGUAUAGGACCAUGGCGCAGUGCUGGCAUUGCAGAAUGUUAUCCAAUUGGUGCUGCUAUACCCAAUCCUGUUAACUCAGGGGUAAGCAAUACUCAUCCUGUACUGUUCUGUUGAUGUAGUACACAAUUGCUUUUCUUUCCUUCCAGUUUUUAACUAGUGGUAAGUCCAAGCAGCAUAUUCUGUGAUUUGGUCAAAAUACAUUAUAGCUGAGGCAUUUUACUAGUAAAUCAUAGCUUUCAAGUGUGUUUCAGGGCCAGCUGAAACAGUCAGAUCCAUUCUUUACUUUAUUCCUUUCUUCUUCUUACCAUCUUUCCAAAACCAUAUUAAUUUAGCAUCUUUCAAGAUGGGAAGGCAGCUGACAAACAUUUCCUGAAGGGAAGUGUCUAUCAUUCCAUGUCAGUUAAUUAGAGUGCUCUUAUUGACAUGCCUUAAAUUAUGAAAUAAUUGUAUAAUAACUGGUGGUUUUAAACUGCUGACACGCAGGAUUUAAAGUGGAUCGCUGGUGUAAAUGUAAGCAUGCAAAAUCCAUCACAGGAAGUAAACACAGUGGCAUUCUAACAGGGAUUUCAAAAUCAGUGAUUUCAGUAGGGUUAGCUGACAUACAGUCUGUUUCAGUUGGUGAUCAUAGUGGUCAGCUUCUGUUAUAAUUUAUUGUUUUAACUUUUAAAAAUCAUACUAGUAGGAUAUUUAAGGACAUAGUGGAGCUGGAGGCAGAAACUGUUGCCUACAGCUGAAAAAAGCCUAUGUAAAGAUCAAACUGUGGCAAGAAGGGAUUGUAGCAUGAAAUUAUUCUCAGUAUAUGCAUAUAGCAGACAUGCAUAAAGAGCAAUUUCCUCUUGCAUAUUAAGCAAUGAGACUGUCAUGUUUGUCCUCUACAAAAGUUUCAGUGGUAUAUAAGAACUCAGCUGCUCUACAUGCAGUGUCAUACUUUGAGCAGUUCGUAUAGAAUGAACUAUGGCAUACACACAGCAUACACCUCUGUACGGUAAGAGGAUCACAGUUACAAAAAAACCCUUCUGCUGUAAGUGCUUGGAUAGAAUUUGCAAAAACUUACAACAUAAUCCUGCUGUAAGAAUAUGCUUUUGUAUGGUAAAUAUUUCAUACCAUCUUUUUAAAAAUGUUUUAUUUAGAUAUAAAGUGUCACAACGGUAUUUUUAUGGAGAUAGCGUAUUUUAAUACUGUUAUGGUUUGUAUACGAUUACUCAUGACCUUAAUGUAUCUUUUAUGUUACUUAAACUACACCACUUCAGCAUUAAUGUCUAAAUUGCAAUUUUUUUUUAAGUUGUGGGGU